AUGUUACCUCGAGACAAACCUGUACGUGCAGAGUUGAGUGACAAACACCAUAUCGGCUCACCAAACAUAGGCCGCUCCAUCCAGCCGUACGCACUUGGCCAACUCAGAUCGCACUGCGUCUCGUCGAACUCGCGCGUUCAGAACACAUCUACCUGGCCAUCCUCCGGCGCAGUUCAGGAUAACGAAAUGAAGAUCCAUCAAGAACCUCCUGAUGUUGAGCAGCAACCCACGACAGAGUCCAAGUGGAUCCCGAUUGAAGAUCUUCCAAAUUACUACGCCAACCACAAGCCCGUCGGUCGCAAGUACCCAGCACAAACCCAGCUCGACUUCGAAAACCUUUACAUCGAUGACUCUCGCGAUGAGAUUUUGGACAGUGAGUCAGAAGCUGGUGAGAACGAGGAGGCUGCCAAGCUCGCAAUAAAAUCGACAGUCCAGUCGACUCGCAAGACCGGAGCUAAAGUCAAAGCCAAGGCGGAUUUGAUCCAGAUGGACACAAGCAAUUCGGACGAGGAAAAUUGCAAGAACAAGACGAAGAAGAGAGAAAGUAUCGAGGAAGCCAAGAAGAAGGAUCUCCAGAGCAACGACCCUAACGGACAGAAGUACAAGUCAUGCGACACCUGUACCUGGGCAAGAGUCAGAUGUGUUGCAGGCAAGAAAUUGAACAAAAAUGGAGACACAAUAUGCCUUCAGUGCGAGAAACAUGCCCGCCAAUGCCACUUCAGCAUCAAAGGACAGAGACCUGAAAAGCCAUAA
This is a messenger RNA of Aureobasidium melanogenum CBS 110374, 753 nucleotides long. RefSeq lists its product as uncharacterized. Gene Ontology annotation, molecular function: DNA-binding transcription factor activity, RNA polymerase II-specific; zinc ion binding. The transcript has a single exon. The coding region runs from base 1 to 753 and encodes 250 amino acids. Gene Ontology annotation, biological process: regulation of DNA-templated transcription. The record is from RefSeq and is a predicted model, not a curated record. Lineage: Eukaryota; Fungi; Ascomycota; Dothideomycetes; Dothideales; Saccotheciaceae.